CUGUGACGUGGGUCUGAGAAAUAUGGGGUUUAGUGGGGAAGGUGUCAUAAGUGGUAGUGUACUGGUAGUCAAAACCCAUCGCAUCAGAAACACAUGGAUGGACAAGAGCAAUCCUCGGACCACUUACACAAAUCAGGGCAGCUUUGGGGCUGCAAUUCUACUCCUGCGGAAUCCUUACCAUGCCAUGCUUGCUGAGUGGAACCGAAAAAGGAGCACGACCAUUCUACGAAAUAGGAAG
This is a messenger RNA of Geodia barretti, 238 nucleotides long. The record is from the annotation of a GenBank genome assembly. Lineage: Eukaryota; Metazoa; Porifera; Demospongiae; Tetractinellida; Geodiidae.